Messenger RNA from Cutaneotrichosporon cavernicola, 6690 nucleotides. RefSeq lists its product as uncharacterized. Lineage: Eukaryota; Fungi; Basidiomycota; Tremellomycetes; Trichosporonales; Trichosporonaceae. Gene Ontology annotation, cellular component: mitochondrion. Gene Ontology annotation, molecular function: metal ion binding; ATP binding; acetyl-CoA carboxylase activity. Gene Ontology annotation, biological process: fatty acid biosynthetic process. The transcript has 4 exons. The coding region runs from base 1 to 6690 and encodes 2229 amino acids. The record is from RefSeq and is a predicted model, not a curated record.
AUGGCCGCUGUCGCUCCCAGCGGUGCCAACGGUGGUGCCGCCGGUGGUCAGUAUGACCACUCGCGCGUCUCCCAAUUCAUUGGCGGCAACUCUGUCGACGUUGCCCCUACUGGCGAGGUCACGGACUUCGUCAAGAAACACGGUGGUCACACCGUAAUUAGCAAGGUCCUGAUCGCCAACAACGGUAUCGCGGCCGUCAAGGAGAUCCGCUCAGUCCGCAAGUGGUCGUAUGAGACUUUUGGCUCCGACCGCAUGAUUGAGUUUACGGUCAUGGCCACUCCCGAGGACCUCCAUAUCAACGCGGAGUACAUCCGCAUGGCGGACCGCUACGUCGAGGUCCCCGGUGGCUCCAACAACAACAACUACGCCAAUGUCGACCUUAUUGUUGACGUUGCCGAGCGUGCCGGUGUGCACGCCGUCUGGGCUGGCUGGGGCCACGCCUCGGAGAACCCCCGCCUUCCCGAGUUGCUGGGCAAGGCCAAGAUUAUCUUCAUCGGCCCCCCGGCCUCUGCCAUGCACUCGCUUGGUGACAAGAUCUCGUCGACCAUUGUCGCGCAAUCGGCCGACGUCUCUUGCAUGGCUUGGUCCGGCACUGGUAUCACCGACACUGUCCUCUCGCCUUCCGGCUUUGUUACCGUCCCCGACAAGGCGUACGACGACGCCUGCGUCCACGAUUGGGAGGAGGGCCUCAAGCGCUCCGAGCAGAUCGGAUGGCCCGUCAUGAUCAAGGCUUCGGAGGGCGGCGGUGGCAAGGGUAUCCGCAUGAUUGACUCGGGCGACAAGUUCAAGCAGGCCUACCAGGCGGUUGCCAGCGAGGUUCCCGGCUCACCGAUCUUCAUCAUGAAGCUCGCUUCGGCGGCGCGCCACCUCGAGGUCCAGCUUAUGGCUGACCAGUACGGUAACGCCAUCUCGCUCUUUGGCCGUGACUGCUCGGUCCAGCGUCGCCACCAGAAGAUUAUUGAGGAGGCUCCCGUCACCAUCGCUCGUCCCGAGACUUUCGAGAAGAUGGAGAAGGCCGCUGUCCGUCUUGCCAAGCUCGUCGGCUACGUCUCGGCCGGCACAGUCGAGUACCUCUACUCGCACCACGACGACUCGUACUACUUCCUCGAGCUCAACCCCCGUCUCCAGGUUGAGCACCCCACCACCGAGAUGGUGUCGGGCUGCAACAUCCCGGCCAUCCAGCUCCAGGUUGCCAUGGGUAUCCCUCUCCACCGCAUCCGCGACAUCCGCACUCUCUACGGUAUGGACCCGCACGGCUCAACGGAGAUCGACUUUGACGGUGACAAGCCCGGAUCUUCGCUCACCCAGCGCAAGCCCAAGCCCAAGGGCCACGUUAUUGCUUGCCGUAUCACCGGUGAAAACCCAGACGCCGGCUUCAAGCCCUCGUCUGGUGCUCUUACUGAGCUCAACUUCCGCUCCAACUCAAACGUCUGGGGUUACUUCUCGGUCUCGUCGGCCGGUGGUCUCCACGAGUACGCCGACUCGCAGUUCGGCCACAUCUUUGCCUACGGCAUGGAACGCAGCGAGGCGCGCAAGUCGAUGGUCGUCGCUCUGAAGGAGCUUAGCAUUCGCGGCGAGUUCCGCACUACUGUCGAGUACCUAAUCAAGCUACUCGAGAAGCCGGAGUUUGAGAACAACACCAUCACCACUCAGUGGCUUGACGGCCUCAUUGCCGAGGGUAUGACCUCAGAGCGCCCGGACACCACCCUCGCUGUUAUCUGUGGUGCCACUGUCAAGGCCCACAUUGCCUACGAGGCGUCGGUCGGCAAGUACAAGUCGAUCCUCGACCGUGGCCAGAUUCCCACCAAGGACACUCUCCAGACCUUCUUUAAGACCGAGUUCAUCUACGAUGACGUCCGCUACUCGUUCGCCAUGGCCAAGUCUGCGCCACUCCAGUUCACCCUCUACCUGAACGGCGGUCGCAUCUACGUCGGCUGCCGCAGCCUCAGCGACGGCGGUCUCCUCAUCUCGCUUGACGGCGCCUCGCACACCGUCUACUACCGCGAAGAGGUUGGCGCGAUGGUCGUCUCGGUCAACCAGCAGACCUGCAUGAUCGAGGAUGAGCGUGACCCUACUCAGCUUCGCUCGCCCUCGCCGGGCAAGCUUGUUCGCUACCUCAUCGACAACGGCGACCACGUUGACGCCGGCCAGGCCUACGCUGAGAUCGAGGUCAUGAAGAUGAUCAUGCCGGUCACUACCACUGAGAGCGGUAUUGCGCAGUUCAUGAAGCAGCCCGGUGCCCAGCUCGGCCAGGGUGAACUCAUCGGUAUCCUCACCCUCGACGACCCUACCAAGGUCAAGUUCGCCAAGCCGUUCACUGGGAUGCUCCCCAGCUUCGAGCUCAAGAACGGCCGCUACGGUACCAAGCCGCAUCAGCGCCUUCGCGAGCACCUCGAGAUCCUCUACGACAACCUUGCCGGCUACGACAACACCUCGGCUGUCACCGCUUCGCUCAAUGUUGUCCAGUCCACUCUCCGCGACCAGGACCUCCCGUUCGCUAACGCGCACGACGUCCUCUCGACACUCCACGGCCGUAUGCCGCUGAAGCUCGAGGAGCAGGUCCGCCAGAUAAUUGACACCUGCCGCAAGGACAAGCUCGAGUUCCCCUCGAACAAGCUCAAGCGCACCAUCGACAGCUUCAUUGACGAGAACGUCGACUUCAAGGACCGCCAGAGUGUCACUGCCGCGAUCGCUCCUCUCCAGACCCUCAUUGACGCCUUUGCAUAUGGUCUCAAGGUCCACGAAUGGCAGAUCUACGCCGACCUCCUCAACUACUUCUGCGAGAUUGAGGAGCCGUUCGCCGACAGCACCCUCACCCAGGAGGAGAUCGUCCUCAAGCUCCGUGAGGAGAACAAGGACCUGGACCAGGUGGUCAAGCUCGUCCUCUCGCACUCGAAGGUUGCUUCCAAGACCAAGCUUGUACUCCAGCUCCUUGACCUCGUCAAGAGCGAGUCGCCCAAGGCCGAGUCGACCACUGAGAGCGGUGUUGCCAAGGCUCUCACUCGUCUCUCCGAGCUCGACAGCCGCCCCACAUCCAAGGCGGCCCUCAAGGCUAAGGAGGUCCUCAUUGUUGGCUCGCUCCCUAGCUACCAGGAGCGUCUCGGCCAGAUGGAGCGCAUCCUCAACUCUGCCAUUACCACCAGCUACUUCGGUGAGGCCGGCAGCGGUCACCGCCUUCCGUCCGGUGAGGCCCUCAAGGAGAUCACCGACUCCCGCUACACGGUCUUCGACGUGCUGUCGACUUUCUUCGACUACAAGGACCCAUGGGUCGUCCUUGCCGCCCUCGAGGUCUACAUCCGCCGCGCUUACCGCGUGUACAACCUCAUGCACCUCGACUACGAGCCGUCCACUGAGACUGGCGGCCCCAACAUCGUCACUUGGAAGUUCAAGUUCGGUGGUGCGGGUCUCGAGGCCGGCACUCCUCGCGUCGACUCGUCGCGUGACAUCACUCGCCUUGCCAGCAUGAGCGAUCUCACUUACCUCGUCCACGCUAAGUCGGAGCCCAUGCGCUUCGGUCUGAUGACCUCGUACAACUCGCUUGAGGAGCUCAAGGAUGGUUUCGCCUCGCUCCUCACUCGCUACCCUUCGUUCGACCGCGAGGAGUUCCGUGAGAAGUACGGCAAUGACGCGCGUGACCCCAACGUCCUCAACGUCGCGCUCCGCCUGUUCCACGACGAGCAGGUGCUGGACGCCGAGCUCCUGAAGGCGUUCCUCGCCGUUGUCAACGAUAAUGUCAAGGCUGUCGCCAAGACUGGCUCGCGCCGCAUCACCUUUGUUGUCUGCCGCAAGGACCAGUACCCCUCGUACAUCACCCUCCGUGAGGGUGCCGACGGCUUCUGGAAGGAGCAGGAGGAGAUCCGUAACAUCGAGCCCGCCCUUGCCUACCAGCUCGAGCUUGGACGUCUUUCCAACUUCAAGAUCACCCCCAAGCCCUCGACCAACCGCCAGAUCCACGUCUACCAGGCUGUUGGCCGUGAGAACUCGUCAGACGUUAGGUUCUUCGUCCGCGCACUUCUCCGUCCCGGCCGCUUCAGCGGUACGAUGAAGCAGACUGAGUACCUCAUCUCGGAGACCGACAGACUCGUUGGUGACGUACUCGACACUCUCGAGAUUGCACAGCAGGAGUACCGCCAGGCUGACUGCAACCACAUCAGCGUCAACUGUGUCUACUCGCUGAACGUCAGCUUCGACGACGUCCAGGAGGCCCUGGCGGGAUUCAUCGAGCGCCACGGCAAGCGUCUCUGGCGCCUCCGCGUCACUCAGGCCGAGAUCCGCGUUGUCAUUGAGGAGGAGGACGGCAACCAGAUCCCCAUCCGUGCGUUCAUCGAGAACGUCUCGGGCUUCGUUGUCAAGUACGAGGCAUACCAGGAAGUCACCAACGAGAAGGGCAAGACGAUCCUCAAGUCGAUCGGCGAUCAGGGCCAGUUCCACCUCCAGCCCGUCAACUUCCCCUACCCCACCAAGGAGUCGCUCCAGCCCAAGCGUUACCAGGCUCACGUUAUCGGUACCACUUACGUGUACGACUUCCCCGACCUGUUCCGCCAGGCUAUCGAUAAGACGUGGCAGCAGAUCCAGCAGCUGCUCCCCAACGUCAAGAUCCCCUCUGACCUUCUUCAGGCCACUGAGCUUGUUCUUGAUGAGCAUGGGGAGCUCACCGAGGUCAACCGCCCGCCUGGAAUGAACUCGUGCGGAAUGGUCUCCUGGGUCUACACGAUGAAGACCCCAGAGUACCCCAAGGGCCGCCGCGUCGUCGUCAUCUCCAACGACAUUACGUACCAGAUUGGCUCGUUUGGCCCUAUCGAGGACGAGUACUUCUACAAGGCUACCCAGUACGCUCGCAAGCACGGCCUCCCCCGUGUCUACUUGUCGGCGAACUCGGGUGCCCGCAUCGGUCUCGCCGACGAGGUCAUGGCUCUCUUCGACGUCGCCUGGAAGGAUGCCGCCAAGCCCGAGAAGGGCUUCGACUACCUCUACCUCACGCCCGCCAGCCUCGAGAAGCUGGAGGCCAUGGGCGAAGGCUCUGUCCAGACUGAGGAGAUCGAGAUCGCUGGUGAGCGCCGCUACAAGAUCACCGCCAUCAUCGGUCUCAAGGACGGUCUCGGUGUUGAGUGCCUGAAGGGCUCGGGUCUCAUCGCUGGUGAGACUUCGCGUGCCUACGACGACAUUUUCACCAUCUCGAUGGUCACCGCCCGCUCAGUCGGUAUCGGUGCUUACCUUGUCCGUCUUGGCCAGCGUGUCGUCCAGGUCGAGGGUCAGCCCAUCAUCCUCACUGGUGCCCAGGCCAUCAACAAGGUUCUGGGUAAGGAGGUCUACACCUCGAACAUCCAGCUCGGUGGCCCUCAGAUCAUGUACCGCAACGGUAUCUCCCACCUUACCGCUGGCUCGGACCUUGACGGUGCCCUCCAGAUCGUCAACUACCUCACGUUCAUCCCUGCCAAGCGUGGCAGCGCCAUCCCCAUCCUCCCCACUGGCGACUCUUGGGACCGUGAUGUUGCCUGGAAGCCGCCCAAGGGUCCCUACGACCCUCGCAACUUCCUUGCGGGUGCUGUCGAGGACGACGGCUUCCGUCCUGGUAUCCUCGACCACGGCUCGUUCUUCGAGACCAUGGGCGGAUGGGCGCAGACCAUUGUCACCGGCCGUGGCCGUCUCAACGGUAUUCCAGUCGCCGUCAUUGCCGCCGAGACCCGCACCAUCGAGCGCAUCGACCCCGCGGACCCUGCCAACGAGAACUCGACCGAGAACCGUGUGGCUCUCGCUGGUACCGUCUGGUUCCCAGACAGCUCGCGCAAGACCGCGACCGCCAUCGAGGACGCGAACCGUGAGGGUCUCCCGCUUAUCAUCUUCGCCAACUUCCGUGGCUUCUCGGGUGGUAUGUCGGACAUGGCUCAGGCUAUCCUCAAGGAGGGUGCCAAGAUUGUCGACGGUCUGUCGAGCUACAAGCACCCCAUCAUCGUCUACCUCGUCCCCAACGGUGAGCUCCGUGGUGGUGCUUGGGUCGUGCUCGACCCCGCAAUCAACCCCGAGUACAUGACCAUGUACGUCGACAACGAGUCGCGUGGUGGUGUCCUCGAGCCCGAGGGUAUCGUCGAGGUCAAGUACCGCCGGCCCCGUGUCCAGGCCACGAUGGCCCGCCUCGACCCCGAGUACGCCAAGCUCAAGGCUGCUGCCGAGAGCGCUGUUGGCGCCGAGGAUAAGGCCAAGGCCGCUGCUGCCCUCGAGGCCCGUGAGAAGCACCUCGCACCCUCGUACCACAAUGUUGCGACCGAGUUCGCUGACCUGCACGACCGUGCUGGCCGCAUGAAGGCCAAGGCAAACUGCAUCCCGUGCGACUGGGAGAACUCGCGUCGUGCCAUCUACUGGGCGCUGCGCCGCAAGCUGUCUGAGGUCCGCAUCAUGAAGAAGAUUGCGGCUGCCAACCCGGACCUCACCUACCCCGAGCGCAAGGAUCUCUUCGCCCAGCUCAUGCCGUCGGAACUCGGUGACGACGGCGAGGUUGCGGCCUUCCUCGAGAAGAGCAGCGACGCGGUCGAGGACUUUGUCCAGCAGAUCCGUGACGACUACUGUGCAAGCAACAUCGUCUCGUGGGCCGGCUCGAACCAGCGCGGCGUCAUGGAGGGCUUCCAGCGGAUUCUCUCGUCGCUGCCGGCAAACGAGCGUGCGCAGUUCGUUGCCUCGCUCUCGCAGCAGUAA